Messenger RNA from Schizosaccharomyces osmophilus, 1566 nucleotides. Its product is annotated as Acetyl-CoA hydrolase/transferase, C-terminal domain superfamily. The coding region runs from base 1 to 1566 and encodes 521 amino acids. The transcript has a single exon. Gene Ontology annotation, molecular function: acetate CoA-transferase activity; acetyl-CoA hydrolase activity. Lineage: Eukaryota; Fungi; Ascomycota; Schizosaccharomycetes; Schizosaccharomycetales; Schizosaccharomycetaceae. The record is from RefSeq and is a predicted model, not a curated record. Gene Ontology annotation, biological process: acetate metabolic process. Gene Ontology annotation, cellular component: mitochondrion.
AUGUCCUCAAAAUUAUUGUCUCGGGUUCGAUGUAAAUAUUUGCGGAACAAAAUCAUAGAGCCCUCUAGUUUGCUUUCAAACUUCCAAGGUCACCAGACGAUUGGCUGGUCAGGAUUUACUGGAGUUGAUUAUCCUUUGCAGUCAUUAGAGCCAGUGAUCAACGAGGUCAGAUCAAAUGGAUCAUUUGCUAGACCCGUGUUUGAUUUACGAGUAUGCUCGUCUGGAGGUACAGUUACAGAAUUGGCUUUGUCUGAACUAGGUAUGGUCCGCAGCAGAUCGCCUUACCAAGUAAGCAAAUCAAUCAACAAAGGUCUAAACAAUGGAAAGAUCGAUUUUCAUGAUCACUCCCUUAUAGAUUUCGCGGAGCAGCUGACAUCUGGACAUCUGGGUGCAAAGGAUGGAAAGCCUCAGUCUUUGAAUAUAGCAAUUGUAGAAGCUACAGAGAUCACAGAAGAAGGAGAUCUCGUUCCAGGAGCUUCGGUAGGUGUGACACCUGAACUUAUCCAAGCAGCUGAAAAGGUAAUUGUCGAAAUGAAUACCAAUAGUCCUUCGCUUCAGGGAAUCCAUGACUUAUACGUACCUACUUCGCCUCCCUACCGAAGACCGCUGAACGUCUGUACUUCUAAAGACAGAAUUGGAAAAACGGCAAUUCCUCUGGAUCCUAGGAAGGUUGUGGGAAUCGUUGAGGGAUCUCAUGGGAAAUUUCCAACUCGUACAGAGCCAGGAAAUAGCUCUACCAAAUCAAUUUCGCAUCAUAUUAUAGACUUCUUUAAGCACGAAACUCAUCGGGGAAGGCUUCCAAAUAAUUUACAUCCAAUCCAAUCUGGCAUCGGUGCCAUUGCAAACUCCGUUGUCGAAGGGCUUGGUAAUUCUUCUUUCCGAAAUCUUCAAGUUUGGACUGAAGUUUUACAAGAUGCGUUUUUGGAUUUGCUAAAGUCAGGCACUGUUCAGUACGCAUCGUCCAUGUCUCUUCGUUUCUCACCCCAAGAACUGGAAAACUUUUACAGAGAGUGGGACUUUUACAAAGAACGAGUGACUCUCCGUCCUCAAGCAAUCACCAAUAGCCCAGAGAUAAUUCGACGUUUGGGAUGCAUUUCGCUGAAUACCCCUGUGGAAGUGGACUUGUACGGGCAUGUGAACAGUACCUGUGUAAUGGGAAGUCGGAUGCUCAACGGCAUUGGAGGUUCUGGAGAUUUUAUGAGAAAUGCAAAGCUUAGCAUUAUGCACACUCCCUCUGUAAGACCGUCCAAGACAGAUCCAACCGGUAUCUCUACCAUAGUUCCUAAAGUGACACACGUCGAUCAUACAGAACAUGAUAUUGAUAUUGUCGUCACGGAACAAGGGUUAGCAGACCUUCGUGGUCUCUCCCCGAGAGAAAGAGCAAUAAAAGUCAUCAAAAAUUGUGCUCAUCCUGUUUACCGUCCCAUCCUGAUGGAUUAUUUUACUUUGGCAGAAUCUGCUUGUCUAAAAAGAAAGAUGGGGCACGAGCCCGUCCUUUUGGAUAAAGCAUUUAAUAUGCAUACGUCUUUUCUUGAAAAAGGAAGCAUGAAGGUUUCAUCUUGGUAA